This is a messenger RNA of Cydia splendana, 1551 nucleotides long. RefSeq lists its product as uncharacterized. Gene Ontology annotation, molecular function: DNA binding. The coding region runs from base 43 to 606 and encodes 187 amino acids. Gene Ontology annotation, biological process: regulation of transcription by RNA polymerase II. The record is from RefSeq and is a predicted model, not a curated record. Gene Ontology annotation, cellular component: nucleus; transcription regulator complex. The transcript is spliced from 4 exons. Lineage: Eukaryota; Metazoa; Arthropoda; Insecta; Lepidoptera; Tortricidae.
CGCGCAGUAUCGCGCCGCCCUCGCUUUGGUUCGCUCGCCACCAUGUCGAAGGUCUAUAGAGAGAAACUCAUCGACGAAGUGAAAAAAUACCCGGUUCUUUAUGAUACUAGACAUGAGAACCAUAGAGAUAUUGAUGUGAGAGACCGCUGUUGGGCAGAGAUAUCGGAACGGUUGGGAGAGAACAGCGAAAUUUUAAAGCGGGAAUGGAAAAUCCUCCGCGACUCCCUCCGCCAGUCCCUCAAGAAAUGUAAACAAGGCGUCACUACUAAGGCGGGCACACCGUGCAAGAAGUGGAGGUUUCAGAACAGAAUGUCUUUCGUGCUACCCUACAUGACCAUCCGAAGAACUCAGAGGCGACUAAGAGACGUAAAGAUCGACGAGACGGAAAAGGACAUACAUUCGGAAGCGGAGUCAGACACGUGGGACACCGGCUGCGGGGACCAGGACUCCUUGGAGCUGUUCUUCGCCAGCGUCUGCCAGAGUACCAAGAGGCUGCCGAAAACUUAUCAGAAUCAGGUGAAACGACAAGUCCUCGACGUCCUACUCAGGAUAGAAGAAGAAGCCGAAGUUCUGGAUACCAAGACUGCCGUCAACAGGAACUUUUAGCUGGUCAGCUUGAUUCUGAUCCGACCCACCCCCUACGCGGCUAUCACACUUAGGCCCACUUGCACCAUCCCACUAACCCGGGGUUAAUCGGUUAAACCGUCAACCCAGUGUCAAAUUGUACUGGUAACCAUGGUUACUCCAGGUUUAACCGGUUAACCCUGGGUUAGUGGAAUGGUGCAAGUGGGCCUUAUCAGGAUUUGGUUACCACUGCUAAAUACCACCAAGUCGUUACCAUGGUAACUACUAAGAAACAAAAUGCCAUUAUUUACCAUUAUGUAUAGCAUGUUGGUGGUAACUACAGGUAUUUUGUUUUCUCAGUUACCACUGGGAAAAGUGUGGGAAAUAAAUCUUAGUUGUUACCACUGGUAACAGUGGUAACUUGAUGAUAACUAGUGGGUAUAGUGGGUAUAAUGGGUAUUACAUGCGCGACGUGUGGAUGGUAACCGUAUGAACAUGUCGGACCAAGCCAACUCUGCAUGGUAUUUGCAAUGACUAAGGGCUGGUUGCACCAACCACAUUUAGCAGACUAAUCAGCGUCAGUCGGCAGUGAACUAUAGAACACCCAUACGAUAGAUACCUAAAAUUUGAUUUGUGACAGAAGAUUUGGUGCAACUGACCCUAUGAACAUAGUUUAUAAUGACACUCCUCACAUAUUUUUCUGUUUUUGACGGUGCAAAGUUAGCUUGGACGGAGUGUAGCUCGCUGCGUAGCGUGUGCGCCAGUGGUUCCUAACCGGGGGGUAAUUACCCCCGUGGGGGUAAAACUGGUAUUUUACGGGGGUAAUAAGCUAACCUAAUAUAACAAUACAACAAACGUACACGUUUUAUUUUUUAUUACCAUUGGGGGGAGGGGUAAAAUCAGGUUCCCUAGUUAGUCAUAGGGGUGACCGGACUGAAAAGGUUAGGAACCACUGGUGUGCGCACCUCGGUUGUAAUGUUCAGAACC